AUGUAUGGCCUGUUUCUGGAAGGUUUCAAAGCUUACAUUCUUAGCACAUUUUCUGAGGCCGUAUGGCGUCAGGUGAUUGUGGAGGCUCAGUGUGAAACGUUCGAUUUCGAAGUACGAAGAGACUAUGAUGAGGACCUCUUGGGACGACUGUUCAAAGCGACCUCGAAGGUGACAAACUUAAGUGAUUACAAAAUCAAAUACGGGAUGGGCAAAUCGUUCAAGGAUUUUUUCGGUUUCAAGGAGUAUCAAGCGGUCCUAAGGGUGCUCGGUCGCGAGUUGAGAGAUUUCCUCAACGGACUGGACAAUCUGCACGAAUUCAUUCGUGCAACGUAUCCUCAAAUCCGACCACCAUCAUUCUUCUGUGUGAAUGAGAGUCGAUCGGGAAUAACCCUGAAAUAUCAAUCGAAACGUGAUGGAAUGGUUCCAUUCUUUGUGGGCUGGAUGGAAAAUGUUUCCCAGAUGUACUUCAAUAUUCAGAUGAAGAUUACCAUCAUUCACAGCGAAAAGAAAGAAACAUCAAACAUCACAAUUCUCCGUCUUCACUUUGUUAAUGAAGCCUUCCCUGAGGUCAUCGAGGAACUAUCGGUUCCGGCUCAUUUAUUUUUUGAAGCCUUCCCGUUCAACUUUGUAUUCAAUCGAGGCAUGAUUCUCAUUAAUGUCGGUUCCAGUAUGAUCCAUGCGUUGCCAGACAUUGUUCGAAGAAAUCUCAACGAGGUGUUUGUAUUGGAAAGACCGCAUAUCGAACUGAAAUGGGACGAUAUCAUGCUUCAUACGAACAACAUAUUCCAAAUGGUUAGCAAUAGAGCUAAACCGUUAGAUGACGACGAAGAAAAUCCUACAAAUGAUUCCAAUAAUCCUCGAAAGGGAUGCCUUCGUAUGCGGGGUCAGAUGAAAUACAUGGUCGAAUGGGAUGCAAUAGUAUUUUUGGGCACACCUAUUAUGGAAGAUGUGGAUGCCAUGUGGGAAGUAGGCUUAUUCCUCAACGAUUUGAGUAUGCAUGACUCUAGUCGUGAUAUGGUUUUGGCUGGAGAGCAACAAUCGGCGGAACUGAAGAUGGCUUUGGAGCAGGAAAGUGAGAAAGGAAAACGUUUGGAAGAAAGUCUACGCCGCCUAGACGAAGAAGUUCGUCGCACCGACGAGCUUCUUUACCGAAUGAUUCCGAAAGCUGUCGCUGAGAGGCUUCGCAGUGGAGCAUCGGCCAUUGACACAUGUGAAACAUUCGAGAAUAUGACCCUGUUGUUGAGUGACGUGGUCGGUUUCACCACCAUAUGCAGUGGUCUUGCUCCGCUCGAAGUUGUCGAUUUGCUGAACCGACUGUACUCCUGCUUUGAUGGUUUGACGGAGAAGCACAAAGUGUAUAAGGUUGAGACCAUCGGCGACGCGUAUAUGAUCGCUUCUGGCGUCCCCGUACGAACCAAAUAUCACGCUCCAUUCAUUGCCGAGAUGGCUCUGGACAUGGUGUCCGGUGUGCAAGAGGUCAAAGACGAGUCAAAAGAUCCGCCAGAGAGUCUUCGUAUUCGCGUCGGUCUGCACAGCGGUACAGUUGUUGCUGGUGUGGUUGGUGUAAAAAUGCCCCGCUACUGUCUGUUCGGGAACACGGUGACGACGGCCGAACUGAUGGAAGCAACCAGUUCACCUCAACGCGUUCAAAUUAGCAAAGCAACCUUUGAGAAACUGAGCGAAUACGGGGUGUACGACAUGACAGAGAAAGGAACUGUUCAAACCAAGGAUGGGAAUACAAUUUACACCUAUUGGUUAAAUGGUCGUCCCAAUGAGGCCGAUUGUCCAAAAACGGCCAAAUUAUGCGCUCAUCUGGCCAAAGAACGGGAAUUAUUGGCCGAUUCAAAUAUGGCAGCAAAUCAUUCACAAACUGGUGAAGGUUGGGAGUCAGUGAGCGCCAGUCGUGGAAGUUCUGCGCGGGCACUGGCCUCGAAGCGUAGUUCCUUGGCCGCGGGUGGUCGUGCCAGCAUGGGUCGUCUGUCUAUGAUCAUGGAUGACAAAUUCGCGAAUAAACGAAAAAGUCUCGCUCGGGUGGCCCAGAUGUCACGAAAAAUCAGUGGAGCUGUUUGA
Molecule: messenger RNA, 2070 nt
Organism: Echinostoma caproni
Lineage: Eukaryota; Metazoa; Platyhelminthes; Trematoda; Plagiorchiida; Echinostomatidae
Source: the annotation of a GenBank genome assembly